Spirodela intermedia is the source of this 258-nucleotide messenger RNA. Lineage: Eukaryota; Viridiplantae; Streptophyta; Magnoliopsida; Alismatales; Araceae. The record is from the annotation of a GenBank genome assembly.
AUGGCCCGAGGGAGAGGAUCGCCAGUCACCGCGGCGGCGCUCGUCGCAGCCCUGCUUCUGGUCACCGCCGCCGUCGCCGUUGCCGUCGCGGCGGAGUCCGGGGAGAUCCAUUGCAGGAAGGCCUGCGUGGCGGCGUGCGCCAAGGGCAGCGGGGAUGGUCGGUGCGGCGGCGAAUGCCGGCGGGUUUGCCGUGCCCGGAGAGGUGGAGAGGACUCCACGAUCAAGGCGCAGCCCUUCACUGGGCCCCCCGUCAGAUGA